AUGUCGGCGCUCCCCGCAUCGUCACUCUCGCGGCUACGCGUCGUGCACAGGAGCUUUCUCACACGCCGUGGCGGCCGCCACGUGCCGCGCGCCGCUGUCGCCGUCGAGUACCGCCCAGCGGUGCAGAAGCGGGUCGGUGACGGCAACUACGAACGCGUCAUCGACGCGGAGGCGCUGCACGGCGACGAGCAGCUCUUCUGGGGGGCGCGCCGCAGCUUCUACCGCAAGCCGGUGCAGUACUACCCUACAUGGGACAGAGUCGCCCAGACGCUCAUUCUCAUGACGCGGCACGUGCCACGCGUGCCGCAAGAGAUGGCGUUCCGACUCAUGGCGGUGUUCCUCAAGCUGCUGCUGCUGCCGCGGCUGGUGGUGAACGCGGAGGUGCUGCUGCCGUCGUGGGUUGCCACGAACGCAGAGGGGCUCCUCCUCACUUCACGGGAGGGCGUAGAGGACGGGAAGCAGCAACAGCAGAAGAAGGAUGAUGCAAAGGAAACGAAGGACAGUAGCGCACAUGAGCCAAAGAAGGAGUGA
Trypanosoma grayi is the source of this 531-nucleotide messenger RNA. RefSeq lists its product as hypothetical. Bases 1 to 531 code for a protein of 176 amino acids. NCBI's taxonomy places the organism in Eukaryota, Euglenozoa, Kinetoplastea, Trypanosomatida, Trypanosomatidae. The record is from RefSeq and is a predicted model, not a curated record. The transcript has a single exon.